This is a messenger RNA of Schistosoma guineensis, 1381 nucleotides long. NCBI's taxonomy places the organism in Eukaryota, Metazoa, Platyhelminthes, Trematoda, Strigeidida, Schistosomatidae. The record is from the annotation of a GenBank genome assembly.
CUAGAUACGGAAGCCUGUUAAGCGAAAGCUUCUAUUCCGUCCACAACCAUUCGAACCACUUGAACAUUGUACCUACUUUGCAGCGAAAAUACGGUGUGCAGGCUACAUGGUUUCGGGGCGGGUUCUGGGGGUUUUUAUGUUUAGUGUUGGAUUUUUGUGUGGAUAUUAUUUUCAUAUUCUUCACCUAAAGUACCUUCGUAAAAAGCAAAACUUCUUCCAGAACCGUCUCAAAGACGUUGAAAACAAACUCAAGAAUUACUAAGUAUCCAACCUUUCAACUAGCUUAAAACAAUUGACUAUUACUCAUCUGCUGAUGUCCUCUCAAGUUAAAGAAGAUUUAUAUGGUGUAUCAUGGUCUAACCCAGCAUGGAGUCACUUCCUUUGUUCAGCAAACGUUCUCGACUAUUUUUGUGACCUUUCCAAUCCCUUUUAUGAUAGGCAGUGUAACAAUGAGGUUAUUCGUAUGCAAAGACUCCAUCCUGAGCAACUGUUGUGCAUGACAGGUGUUGAGUUUUAUCUUCAUCACGCUCAAGAACCCAUACUGUUCAUAAUACGAAAGCAGCAACGUUUAUCUCCAACUCAAGUCACUCCAUUGGCUUAUUACUAUGUGAUUAAUGGGACAGUACUUCAAGCGCCAGAUCUUUCUACUCUCCUGAACUCUCGUUUGUUGACAGCGAUUGUAGGGUUGAAGAAAGUAAUCCAGACAUUAGGUCCUUGUGCUCGAUAUCAUCCUUCAGACGGUUCCUAUUCAUGGGAUGACCCUAAUGUUUUGCUUGGAUAUAAUAAAGAACCAGAUCAAACUUACACAAAAUCUCAGUCUACCUCAAAUACUGAAAGAGAUCUAUAUAAAAGUGCAAAUUUAUUUCAAGUUCAAAGAACAGAUACCCUACUUGCUGAUUGGAUGAAUCGUUUUCCUGUCCCAUCGGCAAGUUUUAUUCAAAAUCUGACCAACUCAGGACAAACGUCAUCUGUACCGACAGUUACUUCUGCAGUUAACGCGAGUGGAGUCGUUUCUUUUACAUCAGCUCAAACUGCAUCUUCUGGGAAAGAAGAAAAUCUUCAGAACAGCUGCAAUUCUCCAGCUAAGUUACCUACACGGCUGCCUACAUUACCCGGUGUUUCUGUUGUCCCAGGACCAUCACCAAGCACUUCAACGCAGCCAUCACUGCUUGUAGACCGAAAACCUCGUGUUUAGCAUAUUUUUAGUUUCUUCAAUUGAUACUGUUAAAAGCUGUACAAAAAUAUGGUUUGGUAUAGCACCAUUUUAUAUUUCGAUAAGUUUAUUUAGCGAUCCAAUCAUGAUGUCAUCUUUACUUAGUGAUGUAUUUGUAAAAUUAUUACUCUUCUUUUAUAUGUAAAUACAAAUUUUUCCUACUAAAAA